UCCAUUCCUCCAUAGCCAGCAUUAAUUGGUGUUCCAUCUUGAUCAAUACGUUCUGGACGCUUUGUGGAUACAGAAUAGGUGGAAAUCGUGUCUACCAAACUUCUUUAGUGUGGUCUGAGUUUGCGAGAUUUGCCAUCCACUGUUCUACUACCAACUCCAGAAGCAAUAAGGAAUAGGAACAUCUGGAUAUACCCAUUUCGUUGUAAUUGUCGUUUUGUUGAUGCUUACAUCUUCAGGUUACUAUCAACAGCACAUAUUCAUAUUCGUUAUUCAAAAAGUUCUAUUCAUUAACACACUCACUAUUCAUUAUUCAGUAUUCAAAAUCACUAUUCACUAGGAAUAUUCAUUAUUCAUUCACCCCCACAAUAUCAAAUACGCCGUUAUCUACAUAAUCAAAGUAUCAUUCUUGCAUAAUGACUGAUCUUUCAUACCUUAUCAUUUACAAUGCCCAUACCGGGACCUCCUCCAGGAUACCCAAACCCAUACGGUACCAUUCUCUAGGCGACUUCAAACGAUUCUUGCAAACGCAGCUCCACGUAGACUCCAUAGACAACCUCUUUUUGCUCACGCUGUUUGGAAUCAAGCUCAAUUUCGGGCUCAUCAACGAGUUGAAUGAGGUAUACGUGUUUGACAAGAGGCUUUUCGGCAACUCGUACGACCCAGAAGUACUUAGUCAGUAUACUGCUGAAAGCUUCGAAGUGGUAAAGCCGACUCCGUCAACGGCGUUGGCACUGACGGAAACACAAAUUCGCAUCAUUUCCAGUAGUCUAAAGAGCAACCAAGGAUGGGCUCGCGCCAUCGUCCAGGAUUGCCACCAUACUGAAGAGCUUGCUAAGGAGCUUGUACGGAAUAUCAAUGCAAUCUUCAAGUCGCUCAAUACCAUUUUUCAGUUCGCAACUAACUUCAUCAAUGAGAUAGAAAAGAACUUUAACAGCUACUUGAACUACAUCAAGCUUAUCAACUACAAGACCUUGCAUCGCACCUGGAUAGACAGCUACAAUAUUCUUAAGCAAUAUCCUCCUUUCAAGAUAAAGGAUGCUCUGGUGUUUCUAGUAGACUUCUUGAACCACGACAAGUUGUUGGAAGCUGCAAAUUACGUAAGCUCCAACUUGCCUCUUGUUGUCAGCAAGUUCAAUGGCAUGAGUGAAACUAUCAACAGCGUAGGCGAAGAGAAGUUGACUGUAGACAAAGAAAUAGAAUCGUUACGAAACGGCUCCAUAAAUGAAUUCAAGGACGUAAACUUGCUGGAGUUAAUGGCGAAAAUUUACAGCCUUAGCAGGUCCAUAACGAACGACUUGGAGCAGGUCUCCAACAAUGACUCGAUUAAGUUGGAUGAGGUAUAUAAAGAGCACAAGGAAAAUUAUUCCCCAUUGCUUUAUGACAACGCCGUAGAGCUUCACAACUAUUUUCUUGGAUUGCGUAAAUUUAAGGAGAAGCUCACCAAACAAAGUGUAUCGAUAUUCAACAGUAUUGCCAAUUUACAGAUGAAGAUGGUGAGUAUCAAGAGCAAUCUCAAGACCUUAACGACGCCUAGUGAGUCGACAGAUCCAAUAUCGUUUGAAACUAUCAACACCAUCAAGAAGUAUGAGGAUUACCUUUCUUUGAAUAUUGAUUUGCCUUUACUUUUUGGGUUUGUUCUCAUAGAAAAGAGACGACAAUUCGAAUGGUACGACUUCUACUCCAAGGGUAUAGUCAAUAAUGUAUCUGAACAAUUAUCUACUAUCAUUGACCAUGAGAAGUUGUUUAGGAAGAUCUGGCUACGUAAAUUUGGCAACUUCUUGACUUUGUUGAGUGACGAGACCCCUACAACUUCGCUUCCUAACAUAGAUGUGACCUUGGUAGGCAUCAAGGAAGAAACAUUCAAAAUCCUUCACGACAUUCAAGUAGAAAGGUCGGAUAUUGUCAACUACAUUGCCUUUGUAGAGUCAUCCAAGGCUUCGAAGAACUUUGUAGAGCUUUUGAACAAAAACUUCAGAGAUCUUAUAAGAUCCACCAACAACAUGAAGAAGAUCACAAGAGUGAUCAGUUCGUUGGGCACAUACACGUCAUUGUCGGGCGAAGAAAAACUGAAGAUAUUACUGAAAGAAGAUGAAGAAGGAGAAAUUGACUUUGACUUGAACUUGAUCAAAGGAUUGAAAACAAGAAUCAAGAAGCUCGAGAGCCUACUUCAUCAACAACAGUAUAAGAACUUAACCAGCUGGCCCGUGACUCGAAACAAUGUAGCACCUUCAUCUUCUGACAACAGGUUAAGUUUGAUUAUUGAACCGCAAAAGAAGACGGUGACACCUCCAAAGUCAGAUCCUAAACAGUUACUACAGAAGCAAUCAGUUCCUACCAGAACUUCUUCGGCACAAUCAGCCGUAUUGGAUUCAACUAAUAUCGACAUCCGUUUAGAGCUUAUCAAAAUCAAGAAGGAGAAUACAGAAUUAAUAAAUGAGAAUAGUGCUCUUCAUCAAAGUAACGACGAGAGUCAGAAACUAAUCAAGGAUCUCAGAAAGGAAAUAGAGGAAUUAAAAGCCAUAAAUGCUUCACACAGACAAGAGGCCGAUGCAAAGCUUUUGAUGAAAGAAGAAGAAUUCAGAUUGUUCAAGUUGGAUAACAAAGUGGAUACUAAAUUGGUUGAGAAUCUAGAGAAGAAAGUGGAACAGAGAGACGCCCAAGUCAGUAAGUUGAAGGAAGAUCUUUCCAGAGUCAUGGAAAUCAACACUACUUCUGAUAAGGAGAUCAUAGCAUUGAACAGCACAAUUUCCAGCAUGAGAAAUGAAUUGAAUGAUACAGUGGUGAUGAAGAAUGAUUUGUUAUCGAAUAUAUCCGCCAAGGAAGUCGAGCACAGUAAAGAAAGAAACGGGUUGGAGAAUGAAAUUAAAACUCUUCUGGCUAAAGUCGAUGAAUUGACCGAAGACUACGAGAAUCUCAUGGAAAUAACACAGUCCAGACAGAAGAAUGCCGAUUUGCUUGUCAACGACUUGAACAACAUUAUUAUCAAAUUGAUGAAUGACAUGAAGAGAUUGGCAGAGAAUAUCUUUGAGUACUUCUUGGAAUUCUGUUUUGUGCUUGAAUCCAUGGGAUUGCUAUUGACAAUGGAUGGAGACGUGUACAAGAUCACAAGAGUUAAGGGAUUGAGAUCCAAGAAGACGGUUGAUGAUCCCAAUGACACUCUGUUCAUAUCUAUAGAGAAGCCAUCAUCAAAAGUAAUUGAUGAAGUUGAUAAAAGCAUGUCUUGGGUCACUACGAUCUCAAACUUGAGUUCGAUUUUGCCUGAAGUUCCUGGAACUUCUCUGACAGCUUCAGAAAACGGCCACGAGAGCAACGAAGAAGAAUCAAACAAGUUUAACAGUCAAUCGUUGAAGUUGAUUACGAUUUUCAACGAGAUCUUCACGGCCAAUAAUGCAAAAUUCGAAGACUUUCUUCGCAUUAUCUCGUUCCAAGAGAAUGUCCAGUUGCAAGAAGAUAGUGCUCACAACUCGAAGUUCUUCUUGAAUGCAAUUUCCAAACGGUUCAGAGACGUCGAAGGUUUUGCUAAAAGACAAACUAAAGAGAACAAGAUCAAAGAACAAGAAAUCCACAAGCUUGUAGGCAGACUUGCCACAAAGAUCAGCAUGAAUGGAUUUCAAAUUGGUGAUUUGGUGUUGUUUUUGCCUACAAGAAUUGAUAGAGCAGUGGAAGUGGCAAAUGAAAGCAUACAGCCAUGGGCCGCUUUUAACAUUGGAGCACCUCACUAUUUCUUGAAGGUAGACGAUGAGGAAAGGACAAAGAACAAAGAAUGGAUGGUCGGUCGAGUGGAGUCGAUCGAAGAGAAUAAGGUAACGGACGAGAAUGCCGGAGACUUGAGCAGCAACCCGUUCCAGCUAAGUGUUGGAGUAGUUUGGUACUUGGUGGAAGCAAAGGAGGAACACUUUUAA
Molecule: messenger RNA, 3902 nt
Organism: Scheffersomyces stipitis CBS 6054
Lineage: Eukaryota; Fungi; Ascomycota; Pichiomycetes; Serinales; Debaryomycetaceae
Gene: CVT9
Product: autophagy protein
Exons: 1
Coding region: 414-3902 (1162 amino acids)
Biological process (GO): reticulophagy; autophagosome assembly; positive regulation of protein phosphorylation
Cellular component (GO): phagophore assembly site membrane; Atg1/ULK1 kinase complex; extrinsic component of membrane
Molecular function (GO): protein kinase binding; molecular adaptor activity
Source: RefSeq, a predicted model, not a curated record